Messenger RNA from Macrobrachium nipponense, 1622 nucleotides. RefSeq names its product fibroblast growth factor receptor-like 1. The transcript has 9 exons. The record is from RefSeq and is a predicted model, not a curated record. Bases 464 to 1480 code for a protein of 338 amino acids. Gene Ontology annotation, biological process: synapse organization. Gene Ontology annotation, cellular component: neuron projection membrane. Lineage: Eukaryota; Metazoa; Arthropoda; Malacostraca; Decapoda; Palaemonidae.
GCAGGCAGACGGAACUUGGAGGUAGCAAUGCACUGGGGUCGCCAUUCGGCCCCGGACAGUGGAAGCCGUCGCACGUAUCGAGUGGCGUCUGAACUCCUUCUCUCGUGGUUCGGCGAGAGCUGGGAAGAAAAGUUAGUUUAGCUUGUGACAACCCGCUGUGAUCGGUCGCUCGUUGAUCCCCAACAUCAUAAAACGACCCUUAACGAGUUCGUAUGUACAUAUACCUACCUACUAUACCAGUGAUUGAUAUACUGGUAUAGUACGUGAUAAGUGUUGAUGAUCUUCCGUAAGAUAACGGUCGAAUGAGUAUAUUUUGUGACUUGGCGAUUUAGAUAGAUGUUUAACGUCUGCUUUCCGCACGAAAUGUCCGUUAUCUGUCAUUGUGCCUGUUCGUAGUGUGUGCUAAGACUUUGUGAAGGAAACGUGUAAUUAAAUAAGAUACGGAUAUUUCAAGACGAAAGCCAUGCUGACGAAAUAUGUGAUAUUUAGCAUCGUUUUACUCCUAACUGUCACUACUCACAUCACCAGAGGCAUGGAAGAGAGUCGGCAAGAGGAGACCAAAGCAGAAAGGAAGAAGAAGACUCGCCAGCAGGAAGAACGCGAACAAGAAGAAGAGCAGAAGAGGAGGAAGAUGAGCGGGGGUGGGGGUGUGGGAGGGGGGAAGCCUGACCCCAAGAGGAUCACCUGGGGGAGGCCCCAGACCGACAGGGCGUAUUUCCACCCAGAUACCCAGAAGAACGUCACCGUCAUAGUUGGGCAGAAGGCCAUGUUGCCCUGCACCGUCUUCAACAUUGAGCAGGAGGAUGUGUCCUGGAUAAGACAGCGGGACCUGCACAUUCUGACGGUGGGCAUUUUCACGUAUACAAGCGACGACCGCUUUAAGGUGUACCAUCCGGAAAAGAGCAGUGACUGGUACCUGGAAAUCAACCCAGUUACUUUCAGAGACGCCGGAGUUUACGAAUGUCAGGUGUCUACCAGCCCCAAGAUAUUUCUGCCGGUUUCGUUAACUGUGGACGUUGUGCAGCAGCAAACGUCCAUACACGGCAGCUCAAUCCUCGAUCCUAAAUUACAGGAGACCAAAAUCGCCAGUCCGACGGAAAUAUUCGUGCAAAACGGCUCCACGAUCAGUCUGACUUGCAUCGUCAACAGCCAGACCGAGAGCGUCGGCUCAGUCAAGUGGUUUCGAGGACCCAUGGAACUGGACUACGACUCUCCCAGGGGCGGAGUGAGCCUCGAAGUCGAGAAGACCCCAGCCAGGACGACUUCGAAGUUAUUCCUCACCCGGGCAACCAGGAGAGACUCGGGGAACUACACGUGUGCCCCUCAGCACGCGGACCCUGCCACCGUUUUGGUGCAGGUGGUGAACGGGGAAGAAUCGGCCGCCGUUCAAGCAGCGAACAACGUCUCCGGGCAAUACGACAGAGGCGCCCUUGGGUCCACCCUCAUACUGUUGCUCCUCCUAUACCAUCAGCACCCUUGACAGGCGCCUCCGGGUUUCCGUAAGGACGGGGAAUUCUCUUCGGAGAUGAAUGAAAGAUCGCCGUUACCUCAGUUCCAAAAAGAAAUUUCUGUAUCACAUGUAGAAUUAGAACACAUUUGUGAUAAAUAAAACCGAAAAUAUU